GUUUCAUUUGGGAGCUUGGCAGAAGUCGACGAGCGAGAUGAGCGUGGCUACGGAUGCGUUGUUCAACGAAGGGUGGGGUGAUGUCCUCACAAGCAUUUCGCCUUACAUGUGGGGCAACAUUGGUAUCGCCGUCGGCCUUGGCUUCUCCGUCAUCGGUGCGGCCUGGGGCAUCUUCUUGACGGGCUCGAGCUUGCUCGGCGCGGCGGUCAAGGCGCCGCGCAUUCGCUCGAAGAACUUGGUGUCGAUCAUUUUCUGCGAAGCGACAGCCAUCUACGGUGUCAUUAUCUCGAUCAUCUUGCAAAACAAGGUCGAAGUGCCCGGCGUGCGCGGCCCGCACGACGCGCCGCUCGACCUCAACCAGCUCUACUUUGCUGGCUACGCGGUCUUUGGCGCCGGCCUCGCGGUCGGCCUCACCAACAUUGCCAGCGGCAUCUCGGUCGGCAUUGCUGGCAGUUCGUGCGCGCUUGCGGACGCCCAGAACGCCAACCUCUACGUCAAGAUUUUGAUUGUCGAGAUUUUCGCCAGUGCGCUCGGUAUCUUUGGCGUCAUCGUCGGCAUCAUCAUGUCCAACAACGCCGGCUUCCCCAAGUAGAAGACACCCAUGCGGCCCUUCUGGGCGUCGUCCUGCGCAACUAGUUUCUUACCAACAACACGACGACUUGCAUUUUGAGUUUGAC
This is a messenger RNA of Saprolegnia diclina VS20, 677 nucleotides long. Its product is annotated as V-type H+-transporting ATPase 21kDa proteolipid subunit. Gene Ontology annotation, biological process: proton transmembrane transport. Bases 38 to 592 code for a protein of 184 amino acids. Gene Ontology annotation, molecular function: proton-transporting ATPase activity, rotational mechanism. Gene Ontology annotation, cellular component: proton-transporting V-type ATPase, V0 domain. The transcript is spliced from 3 exons. Lineage: Eukaryota; Oomycota; Saprolegniomycetes; Saprolegniales; Saprolegniaceae. The record is from RefSeq and is a predicted model, not a curated record.